This is a messenger RNA of Pomacea canaliculata, 14582 nucleotides long. RefSeq names its product microtubule-actin cross-linking factor 1, isoforms 1/2/3/5-like. The record is from RefSeq and is a predicted model, not a curated record. Gene Ontology annotation, biological process: wound healing; intermediate filament cytoskeleton organization. NCBI's taxonomy places the organism in Eukaryota, Metazoa, Mollusca, Gastropoda, Architaenioglossa, Ampullariidae. Gene Ontology annotation, molecular function: calcium ion binding; structural molecule activity; microtubule binding. Gene Ontology annotation, cellular component: membrane; cytoplasm; cytoskeleton.
UAAAGCACGGUUUGUGUAUAUAAAUAUAAAACAUACUGUAAACUCGCUGAGCUGGUAUAGUGCAGCGAUUCGAUUCCAUCUUUCAAAAUACAGUCUUCACGAGUCAAUGGCUGCUGAUACAGUCCGAGACGACAGUUGCUACAAUUCUCUACACACACACACACAUAUUGUGUACAACGUAUUCUCUACACACACGUAUUGUGAGCAUCAGUUAUACUCUCGACAGAACACAGGAGCAGGCGACCCUCAUCAGCAGAGAAUACAUCAUUAAUGACACUGCGCCACCUUCGUGUCAGUUACCUGUCCCUCACCUGCCGUGCGGAUACGGAAGCGGCGGGCUGAGGUCUGAAUACGCAUGUGCAGAGGUGUGUGUGUGUUGGAAGAGGCGGAAUGACUAACUCUCAUCUGAUCCCGAUUCUCUCUCUCAGGUAGCCAUGGCGGCACCACAGAAGCCUGCUUCGUUUGACCAAUGCCUGGCGACGCUGAGAGAACAGAAGGUGAAGAUUUGCAACUCGAACUUUGAGAAUAACAACAUCGCCAUUCAGCAGGCUCUGGAUGAGCUCCGAGAAGAAAGAGAACUAAUCCGAAAUGUCGAACAACAACUUAAAGACUUAGGCAAAACAAAGAGUCACACACGAGAAUGGAUGACAGCGGAGGAAGAGCAUGACAUCACAGAGGACCUUCACCUACAGCGAAAAAGAGGCCUGGAGAGCAUCCUCUACAUCACUGAGCUAGAGAGUUCUCUGACGUACGUUCAGGAUGACUUCGAGACGCGCGCCAUCUACCUGGCUCAGCGCCCAGAGGUCUUCCGGUCUGUGUACCGCCAUCACCACCAGGCUGCCUCCCGCAUGCACACCGAUUGCGUGGAGGCCAUGGUAAGAGCUGGAAGUGGUUUACCUUUUGCUCUGCAGUUUUUUUACGAUGCCCGACACCUGGAGACAGACCUGGAUAGUUACCUGGACUGGUUGGAUUCGCUGCCUUUACGUGCCCCGGCUAUCCUCAGUCAUCUGCUACAGCUUGAAGCACGAGUAUCGAGGCUGUGUGACAGUUGUCGGCUGGUCGUCCCCGUACAUCUGCGGAAGCAAGGCACAGCAGUCAAACCCCUGCGGGCGGAGGUGCUAGUGAACUAUUGCCACAGACAGAUCUCGCUACAGAAAGACGACACCUGUACCAUUGUGGACAAUUCCGACCCGGAGCGAUGGCGGGUGCUGACAAAAGAUGGACAGGAAGCGGAAGUGCCAUCCAUCAUUCUUGUCAUUCCAGCUCCAGAUCCCGAGAGCUUUAGAGCUGCCCACAGAGUGCGCAGUCAGCUGGCAGUUCACUGGAGCACCACGGCACAGCGACUGGGCAGCCAGCUGGUUCAGUUCAUCUCCAUCAUCGGCAAGGACACGCAGACGAAAGAGCUUGCAGCAGUGUCCAGUGAUCAGAAGGCGGCCCUAAUGAAGAUGAUGAACGACAUCCUACGCACGUUGCCGGCCGGCGACAGCAACUUCGCCGCCAUGAAGACAGAGGUGGUGCGGCUCAGAAAACUGCUGGUGCAAGUAAAACCAGGCGCGAGAGUCGCUAGUAACCAGACUGUGAAGAUGUGGGAAGGGACCAUGGCUGCUUAUCAAGUGUUCGCCGACUUCCUGGUAUACGCGCAUGCGUAUCGCGUACAGCUGGGAGAGCACGUGACAGAGGAGAGUGUCCUAGCGGCCGACCCCGUCUGUCCGCCUGCUUACGUGUCCAGAGCGUAUUUCGAGAGGGCCCUUCCGUCCGUUAGUAUUGACAUCAACACCAAACGAAGUCAGGUGACCGGUGUCCAGUGUCAGAUCUACAUUCACGAGCGACAUCGGGGCCCGCGAGACGGAGGGGCGACCCCGCUGCACGGUGCUGCGAGGACAGAGAGCCGAGCGCUGCAGCACGCUGCAGGUCCCCUGGAAUCGUCGUCGCCACAAGCCUCCAGCGUCGUCAUCGUCGGCGUCCUUGACCCGCGCCAAGGGCAAAUAAGCGCGCACCAAGCUAUUCAAAGAGGAAUCCUGAAUUUGACCAGCGGCACGUACCACAGUCCAGUCUCGGGCGCCUGCCUGUCGCUGCCGGCCGCCAUAGAGCAGGGCCUUGUGCAGGUGGACUUCUGUCGCACGCAGGCGGGUGGUGAGUCUUUCGAUGUUCCCGAUGGUGGUGAGGCCAAACUGACAUCACAGCUCGAGACUCUGAUGUGUCCAAUCUCCGGCGUGGUGGAUCCGGCGUCCGGUGAGUGGGUCAGCACCAAGGAUGCCGUGACGCGCGGCCUCAUCAAUCCCCACACCGCCACCUUCCGCAACUCCCUCACCGGCGAGCAAAUGUCCCUCGGCGAUGCAGUCAAGGCCGGUUUCCUCAUCGCCGAACAGGUCUUGCCACCCGAGGAGAAUUCGGACGAUGUGGGCGUCUUUACGUCCGUGGUAUGGCUGGAGUUGUCACAUAAGGUCUCAGGUGUGGUUGACCUCAGAUCUGGUGACAUCAUCUCCUUAAAACGUGCCCUGCAGGCCGGGCUCGUGGACCCUGUGAAAGGCACCUACAGGGACGCUGUUUCAGGAGAGGUCAUGGGCAUAGAAGAAGCUUUGAGACGCGGGUUAAUCAAGGGCAAGCCCUUUGACCCUGCUAAAGACAGGAUGAAGGCGAUGUGCUGAUUCCAACAGCUGCAGAUUCAACGUCAGCGAUUCCUGCCGCUCACAGACACUGACAGCGUGCUGCAGGAGGACCUCGUUCAAGACUCGAACACUAAGCUGCUACAACACCUACUUGAAAGAGUGGAUCCGAGUAGAGUGGCAGUGAAGGAAGUUUCUACAGGAAGAACUAUUUCUCUUCAAGAAGCUUUUGAUAAGGGCAUCGUCAAUCUGGCAGCAGCGCAGUUUGAUACCCUGGUAGGAAACCUCCUCCCCAUACAAGAGGCGGCGGCAAGUGGGUAUAUAGAGCCGACUAUUCUGAAGGACAUCUUGAACACAUACCAAGGAUUUUCCAUUGGUAAUCUCAUUCAGCAGGGUAAAUUUGACCCGGAUACUGGGCUUGUGACAGACAUCUCUACGGGGAGGACACUCUCCUUAGAAACAGCUAUUGAAUGUAACCUGAUAGAUGCUGGCACUACAUUUUUCUUUGAUGUUUCUGCUAACCGCUUCGUGAGCAUGGAGGAGGCCCUGAAGACGGGUCGAAUGAGCCGGACCACUGGCAGAGUGGUCGUGACUGAAAACGGACACGAGCUUAGCGUGAAGGAGGCGGAGCAGCAGGGGUACAUCCUCACCAACAGACCCAGGCUAGCCAAGGCGGCUGAGACCCUGAGUGUGCUGCGCGAUGUCAUGGACACAAGCACGCGAGGGAUAAAGCUGGCGGCGACGGGCCGCAUGGUCAACGUGCAAGAAGGCGUGAUCCUAGGGCUGCUGGACAUGCCCUCGGUCUCUUAUUGUGAUGCAGAGACAGGAAAGGUGGUUCCCCUGCAGGCCGCUGUCAAGAAAGACAAUGUUGAGGCGCAAGCUGCCCUGGCGAUACUUCACGCCUGCAGCAAGUUGUCCCUGCAGGACGCCCUGCAGGCUGGCAAACUGGACCCCAGGACAGGCCAAGCCCUUCAUCCAGAAACCGGCCAGCCCCUGGAUGUGGCCACAGCACGGCGGCAGGGGUUGUGGAAUCCACACCUCGUCUUCUGCGUGGACGAGACUAGCGGGGUGACCAGUCUCGGCACUCUGAUGGACCAAGGCCGUUUUGACCCGCUUCUGGGCAAGAUUCGGAGACCCAGUGGUGAGCUGUUGAGUCUAGAAGAGGCCAUCGCCAGGGGAGUUCUCACCCCAGUCAUACAGCCUGAACAGCUGCUGGACACGACACCCAGUCUCACAGAGUUGAUUGACCUCGGCAAGGUCAACCCUAGCUCCACCACCUUCGUGGGACCCAACGACUAUCGCAUGUCCCUGCCAGAUGCUCUGGCUAACGGCUUUUUAACGCUCAGCUCUAAGGUCAAGCAGGACCCAGACACGGGCGACAUCUACCUGGCGCAGGACGAUGAUGUGGUGCGGGCUCUGGUGGACGUCAAGGAGAACACCGACUGGCUGGCAGACGUAGAGCGGGCCAUGGCCCGCCAAGCCAGGCCCAGCCAGCGCCUGCAGCGACUGAAAGAGCAGAUAGAUGAGACACAGGUAGGAGAGCAGGUAGACAGAGGGAGAGAGCGAUUAGAUGAGGCUAUGGAAAAACGGAUAGAGGAGAUACUGGUGAGACAGCAAAGAGAGAGAAAACUCAAGUGCGUGGGGAAACAACUUACGGAUUCCCUGGGUGUGCGGCGAGAGGUGAGCCAGAAGGAGGGAGAGGUCGCGUCCAUCCAGCAGGCGGAGGAGCUGAUUGCCGCUGGGGGGCAGCACAAGAGCGACACGUCACAGCAGCUACAGAAGCUCAAGUACAACGCUGCUGACCUCAAGCUGCGCUUUGGCAACGCCCUAAAUGAAGCUGAAAGCCGAGAAAACAAAAUGGUCCGCAUCAACGAGGGACUGGAAGAAUUUUACUUCCGGCUAGACGAGACGGACCAAUGGCUGGACUCCGCCAUCGAGCACACGCAGGACCUGCAGGCAUCACACAGCUCCCUGGAGGAACAACUGGUCGUCUUCAAGGAUUUUGUUGAGGAAGUGAAGACAAAAGAAGAAGACAUGACGAAGCUAACGAAGACUGCAGACGAAUUCAAAGAGCAAAGUCAGGAGUUCGAGCGUGAUGUAGAGGCUUACCGGACGCGGCUUCAGAUCUUGCCCACCAUCAGGGAGGAGGCGGAGAUCGGAAUCCUGGACGAGGAGUUGGAGUCCAUUGAGGCCAAAUACAAAGACGUCUCCCGUGAGUGUUCCAGACACAUAGAUCGCCUGGCUUCCAUCGUUAAAAACAAAAAAACCUUUGAUGAGCUUAAUGAACUUGAUGAUGUCUAUCCUAAACUUGAGGAACAAGUAGCGAAGGUGACGAGCCAUGAACUCGGCAAAAUCCCCGGUAAGGACAAGCAGGAUCUGGAGGCCGUGCGGACUAUCAAGUCGGAGCUGAUAGGACACGAGCGACGGUUGAAGGAGCUGACGACGGCGGGGGAGCGCCUGAUGGAAGGCCUGAAGGAGGCGGGGCUGACGUGGCUGCUGGACGAUGUGCACAGCGUGAUGGAGGAUCGCGCAGAGCAGCACAGCGCGCUGCUGCAACAGAUAGGCGCGCGGGAGGAGCAGCUGGACCUCUCCCUGUCGCACCAGCACAACGCCGCCACGCGCCUGGACGCCGUGCUGGACAUGGUGCAGCGGGCUGAGCACCAGCUAAAGAGCGUGGGCGCCAUCAGCUUGGACAAGGAGAGGCUGGCUGACCAGCUGCAAGAGCAGCGCCUGAUGAACGCCGACAUAAGCAGCAACAAGCUGCUGGAGCGACUAGCUGGCGAGACAGGAGGAGUAUCUGGCGCGACCCACAGACUGGCGCAAGUCAGCGAGAGGCUGGGCGCCGUGCAACGCUUCGCGGAGUGCAGGACACGUGAGCUGGAGGAGGUGGCGACGGGGCUUCAGGUGUUCGACGGCCGAGCGUCUGACGUGGUUCACUGGCUGGGCGAGGCUCUCAGAGACGUCAAGUCCUCGGCACGAGCUUCGCCUGGCAAGGCGCUCUGGGCCAAAGUGCACAGGCUGCUGGAGAGUAAGGAGGAGAGAGCGGAGGAACUGAAGGACUUGCGCAGGAUCAGUCAAAACCUGAUGAACGACGAUCGCGUGACGGACAAGUAGGUGCAGGAGACCCUCGCUGACAUGGAGGGCAAAUGGAACGAACUGACAGAGCUGCUCGUCAAAGAAGUAUCCUUCGAGACUGUUACGGAGGUGGAGGGAUUUCUCAAGUACCUGGACAAAGCGGAAAACGACAUCAACACCGCCGAACCGAUCAGUGUGGACCCAGAAACACUGAGAACACAGCUGCGCGAUCACAAUGCGUUCCACGAAGAUCUGACGCAGCGGAAAAACACGUUGAAAGAGCUCAUCGCCAAGGGCAGGGCACACCUGCACGAGACUGCCAACACCAAGACGGAGGAGAUCGAAAGUCGCUGGGACAGCAUCGAGAACCAGGCGGACCUGCUAAGUCACCACAGCGCCGACAGGCAGCGGCAACUCGAGUCUGCCUUGCCGCUGGCCCUUCAGCUGAACGAAAACCUGUCGGAAGUGGAGGCAUGGCUGGAGGAGAUGGAGGCGGAGCUCAAGGCGCAGAACCAGGGUGGCGACAGUUUGGAGGAAGCUAAGAAACAGCACGACAAUCUCAAGACGACGCAGCAGAUUAUCGAUGACCACAAGCUGUUCAUCGACGACCUGAACUCAACGGGGAUGGACCUGAUGGACGUGUGUGGCGUGGUGGAGGCGGGGGACCUGCACAACAAGCUGCUGGCCCUCAACACGCGCUACGAGACAUUGCGAUCACACACGCGCGCCAGAGGCAGGGAACUCGCGGAGAAAAAGAGAAAACUAACUCAAGAAUUCGUGGAGGGCCUGGACCAGCUGCUGGAGGACAUAGACAAUCUCAAGCGUGUGGUCAGCAGCGCCGACCCCGUGCCGGCCGUCCCCGCCAAACUGCGCAAUGAGAUCGACGAAAACAUGUCGGUGAUUCAAGACCUGGAGCGCAUGAAACCCGCAUUAUUGAAAGCUGAAGAAGGUAUAAAAGAUCUGAUGUCACAUGGCAUUGACGACCCUGGGGAAGUUGAAGACGUCAGGUCUCGGGUGGCCGAGAUAACUCAGUUGUAUGGGAAUGUCGGAGCAUCCGCCACCCAGCGCGACAAGCUGCUGCGACAAGUGCUGCACGACGCCACGCAGUACUUUGACCUGACGACCGACGUGCUGUCCUCGCUGCGCGACCUCAAGGACAGCCUCCUGUCCCAGCAGCUGCCAGGGGUCGACACCGCCACCAUCCGCGAGCAGCAGAGUGAACUGGCGGGCAUCAAGACGGAGCUGGAGAAAGCCAAGGAGCUGAUCGGCGACUGCCGCAAGUACGCAGACGACGUGGGUCGCAACUGCGGGGAGCCGGGCCGCAUUGAGCUGCAGAAACAGUUGGAGGACCUGACACAACUGGCAGAUGAUGUCAACGACCUCGUGAGAGAGAGAGGCGACGAACUACGGAAGGUCUUUCGCCACGCCGACCACUUCUCACACCUGCUGGAGGCUGCGGGCUCCUGGCUGCCUCUGUCCGAGCACAAGAUGGCCAGCAUGAGGCCUCCAGCCAGUGACAUCAGGGAACUCACAGAGCAGAUCGAGGAAAUCAAGUUGUUCAAGAGUCAGGUGCAUCCGCACAUCGUGGAGAUGCAGCAGCUAAACCAGCAGUUGGACUCCCUCAAGGACCAGUCUCCCGUGGCCGCCGAGGCGCUGUACCGGCCCGUGUUGGCCGCCAACGAGAAGUGGAACGACCUGCUGAGGAGCAUCGCCGACAGGGAGACAAAACUGAACGACAUGCUGGUGAAAAUCGGGAAGUUAGACUAUUCCAUGGAGGACGUCAUGUCUACACUAGAGCAGCUGCAGGCGGACAUUAAAAGCCAAAGGAAUAACAAUGGAGAUCCUAAAUAUUUGGAGACUAUCCUCCGAAAAUUACAGCUGAUGCAGUCGGACCUGCACAACCAGGAGAAGACGGUUCGGCGACUAACCAAGGCUGUGGACGACCUCGCUCACAAGACAGACAUCGACGAAUACCAUCAACUAUCAGAAAAACGACAGGUGAUGGUCAGUAUGCUGAGAACCACUAAGGCCCUGGCCAAGGAUGCCGAGAACGAGGUGCAGGACAAGAUGCGACAGAUAAAGCGAUUCCUUGGUGAAGUGGACAGAAACCUGCAAGCGAUCAACGACUUUCGCCAUGAACUUAAAAAUAAUCUCCCUUUUGGUGCGCUGCCUGAGACAUGUGAACACCAGUACAACGCUUUCACAGUGCGCUGCCAGGAGCUGGACGGGCGCGAGAGGAGUGUGCAGACUCAGGUAGCCACAGCCCAGCACAUGACGGCCUCCGCGCGUCCCGAGGACGUGGCUCAGGUGACGGACAAGAUCAAACGACUGCGGGACCGCUGGCAGGACACGCGCGAGCGCGCCAUCAAGAGAAAGAUCAAGAUGGAAGAAAACAAGAAGAAUGUUCACGACUUCCACGACAGCCUCAAGGCCUUCACAGACUGGCUGAACACCACGGAGGUCUCAAUGAGGGCGUUUGUUUACCCCAGCAAGCUGGUCGACCGCAUCCUCAAGCAAAUAGAAGAACAUAAUGCUGUGCGGGCGGACCUGGCGGCGCAGUCGGAGCGCAUGGCUAUACUGGACAAGAGCGGCACGUUCCUGAAACACUUUGGCCGCAAGCAGGACACCAUCUUCGUCAAGAACCUGCUGGUCGGCAUCCGGCUGCGCUGGAAGAAAAUUCUGCGCCGCACAGACGAGCGUGGGCGUCUGCUGCAGCAAGCCUUCAAGGAGGACAAGAGGUUCCAAGACGCCUGGCAGGACCUCUGCCGAUGGCUGGACGAUAGCACAGCGUCUUUGUCGAGCUUCUUAUCGCCCAACAAACAGCCAAACCUCAUGAAGACGGAUCUGGAGGAGCUAAAGAAGUUCCAGACACAGCUGGCCACCCGGAACGCCACGUUUUUCGCCACCACUCGACUGGGGCGCAGCCUGAAGGACCGGUGCACCAAGACUGACCCCGAGCAAGUGCUGAGUGUCAUGCUGGAGGAGCUCCGCACCAAGUGGAACGCCGUCCGCUCCGUCAUCAGCAAAAGCCAGAACAAGCUGGAUGAGGCACUGCUGACAUCAGGGAGAGUUUCAGAUGCCCUACACUCACUUCUUGACUGGCUUCAGAAGGCAGAAGCCACCCUAUCUGAUGACCUGCCCGUGCUGGGUGAUCUGGACACUGUGCACAUGCUCAUUGAGCAGCAUAGAAAUCUUCAACAAGAGCUAGCAGCCAGAGAACCAACCAUUACAACAAUGAGAGCUCCAGGGAACCUGUCUCACACUCAGCAUGAAGAGCUAUCCAGACUUUGGGGAAAUGUCAGUUAUCUUUGUGAAGUGCGGGAGAACAAGUUGACGGACGCCCUGAAAUUGGCAGAAGAGUUCCAGGAAGUGGUUAGCAUCAUGAGGGAGUUCCUACCUGAAGCAGAGGCUCAGCUUAAGUUUCGGGCACUUCCUGAUGAUGAAGUGGCCAUCCUUCAGAUGAUAGAAAAGCAUGAGAAAUUUGAGGAGGACCUCAAGAGCCACCAAGAACACGUAGACAAGAUCAAGUCACUUGCAGAAGAGAUAUUAAGCAGCUGUCAUCCAAAUGCUGUUCGCUUUGUGAAGUACUACCUUACAAUUACCCAGACACGCUGGGACCAGCUUUUGGAGAGAGCACAAGCUAAGGGAGAGAGGCUCCGAGAAGCACGUCAGCAACUGCAGGGUCUGGCUGAAAGCCUAGAAGAUAUGUUAGUCACAUUGACAGAAUAUCAGGCCUUGCUAGCAACUAAAGAGAGUGACCCCAUUCCACAUGACUUAAAUGUGGUAGAUGCUCUGCUGAAAGAACACCAGGAGGUUUAUGCAGAACUAAUCAAACUGUCCGAGUCUGAUGACUUUAUGCGCAUAAUGUCCACAGAAGCCAAAUCUUCCAACAGUCCUGCACAGAGGAAUGGAAGCAAUAUGCGGCUCAAUGACGCAGGACGUAACAAUCCCCGAUAUGCCACCCUGCAGAGUAAAUGGCGUACUGUGUCCAGGAUGGCCAUAGAGCGAAAGAAAAAGCUGCAAGAUGCCUACGACAUGUUACAAGAAUUGGAGAAUUUUAAGAGCUUUGACUUUGAGUCUUGGAGAUCACGAUAUCUCAAAUGGAUUCAAGCCAAAAAAUUCCGCAUCACAGAUUUUUUCCGUAGGCAGGACAAGGACGGUGAUGGUUUUCUUAACCAAGAAGAGUUUGUUGGUGGCAUGCUGCAGUCUAGAUUUCCAACCACCAAGACAGAACUGAAUGCAGUAUUUGACAUAUUUGACAGAGAGAAGAGGGGUCUGAUUGAUUAUAAAGACUUUGUAGAUGCCUUGAAACCUGAUAAGACACGCAGUUCCAGCAGAGCCUUAUCUGAUGACGAGGUUAUUCAUGAUGCCAUUGAGCUGGAGACGUCAAGCUGUGCCUGUCGCAACCAGUUUAGGGGAAUUCGCAUAGAUGAAGGAAAAUACAGGUUUGGAGAAAAGCAGAAAAUUGUGCUGGUGCGGUUGCUGAAUAAAUCAGUCAUGGUACGAGUUGGAGGAGGAUGGAUUCCUUUGGAAGAAUUUGUACUGAACAAUGAUCCCUGCAAAGCUAAAGGAAGAACAAAUUUUGAUCUUCGAGAACAGCUUGCCCUUGAUGACACUUCACAGACUUUCACCCCACGGAGAAGCAGCACUGGUCGUAUUUCCCCCUUUCCCUCUUCCACAAUGAAAAGGCGGCAAAAUGAUACAGGCUAUGCCUCCUCCAACUCUUCAGUUGGAAGUGGGGAUACAACAUUACGAAGAAGUCGAGUUACAUCUUCUAUGGUUAAUCUUUCCAGUAAUUCUCCAAGUCUUCAGAGAAACCCAGACUAUGGCUCAACAGGAAAUUUAGUGGGCCAGAGGUCAAGAACUCCAAAAUCAUCUGUUUCAUCAACUGGUCGCCGUACACCUACUUCAGUCACGGAGAGACGGCGCACCAACACAACACAGCGCUCUAUCACUCCCACUGUCGCAUUUGGAUCUACAGUGCGUUCACGACCCACUACUCCAAACUCUUUUUCUACUUCAACACAUUCCACUUCAUCUAUGACACCUAAACGACCAGGUUCAGCAACUCCUACUCGACAGCUGGACAUGGAUCAUACACCACGGCACCGCAGACUGCCAGCUGCACCAGCAACACAGCGCACUACCCCUGGCCAUAACCUGAAAUGAUGUAUCAGUAGAAAGUAUCCUGUGGGCAGUGUGGACAGGCUUCAUGACAUGGCAGACAUCAUAAGAUGCUCCACUAUAAACUUCCCACAAGUGCACUUCAUGCCAACCAAAUUUUUUUGCAGGCAUAGAAGCUCGUAGUAGUUGCAUCAACUCACUUGUGCAGCUGAAGAUGUGAUUUUUGUUUAGGCAAAGACAUGCAUCUUUGGAACUGAAUGCUUUCAUUGCAGCUUACAAAGGGCACAAAAUGGAUCUAAAUGGAAGACUUUAACUCAAAAGUGUGCAGUUGUGUGAUACUUUUUAAUCACAGAGAACAUAUUGCUUCUCAUUUAAAAUUAAUUUUUGAACUCUGCUUUAAAUGCAAUGCUAGUCACCAGCAUGUGGUAUGUAAUUUUACUCAAAACUUGAAAAAAGAAAUUGAAUAGUUCUUGGGUAUGUAAUUUUGAGAAAAAAAUUAUAUACUUCUAGGUUUGUUUUUUUUUUAAAGAGAAAAUUUGAAGAGUGAAUUGCUGGUGUGACUUGUAUUUAUAAAUCUUGGAAUGCACUGGUUCUUAUCACAUGUUCCAUGGUUACCGAGACCAUUAUGCAGUUGGAGAUGUGCGGAUUUUAGUGCCUUGAUUUAAUGUAAGUCUGUGUUCAGUGUUAUAAUUUUAAUCUUAGUGCCCUUCCACCCACUGUCUGCAUCACCAGUGCUCCUAACAUUAUCCUAAUGCCAUCAUAGCUCACCUGAGUCUGUCGUCAUUUCAAGUAUGUAAAGCAGGUAUGUAUUGGGAAUGCAGUAGCUUUCAGUUGCUUGGUAUGGUUCCUCAACUUUCCAUGCUCUUCCAUCCUUUGCUCUUUGACCAUCACAUCCCCAUCAUCCCCAAGAUACUAUUUUGAUGAGAAGGCCUUUUUCUACGGUGUGGAAGUUCCUUCUGUAUAACUAUGUCACACUGACUCUGACAUUCAUUUUAAAAAGCCUUUAGAAGUGUACCUAUUCAAGAAAUACACACAAGACUUUCACAAGCUCUUUUUCAUAACUUUGUUUAUACUUGCUGUGCUCGAGCUUUUCUUGGUGACUUUCGAUAGCCAACACUCUUCAUGUGCAUGGAUGUACCACACAUGCAAAUGUGUGCCAAGAUUGACCUAUGUAUAAAUCUUACUGUGUUUUGAUCAGGAUUGGCCUUUAUACAUAGAUCACAGUGUAUGUGAUUUAUAGACUUUCUAAUUGUUACUUUUACACUAGGUUAAAAUUUUUGUAAAUCAUGGUGACCUUAGCUUUGACUACGACACAGCACCCAACAAGUCUCCUGAUGAUUAUUAUUGCUUAAUAAUAUAUUUAUAUAUGACGCAUACAUCAUUAAGUCAUUGUCAUGAAUGCACUAAAACAUUUUAAAAGUUGAAGUAGUGUAGAAGGAUGGUUGUUUAAGCUUAAAUUAAUUAGAAUCAUUAAGAUGAGAGUCAACAUCAUCUUAACAGUUUUUAUCAUGUGUUGAUGAUGGAGAUGAAAUAACAUUUAAAGUGGGAUGCAGAUGACAGACUAAGGACUAAUCCUGGGAACAAACGGUAGUGAUGUCUAGAUAUGCAGCCAAAACACUGAUAGAUGUUGGUGAGUGAUCUUGAAUUCAUGGUGAAACCUUUAUCAAUGGUGAUCAUAGAAGAAAUUUUCUAUUAAACAUUUCAACAGCUGGAGUUGUAAUUAAUGCCUAGUAUGCAAUUAAGGGGUUUUAAUGGUCACUUACAUUCUUUGGUAAUUUAACAAAAAAGUAUGCCAAAAAACUUCUGAUAUGUGUAGACUUAAAAAUUUAUGAAUAAGGUAUAGCCAGGUUUUUAGUACUAAUAGUAUUUAAUAACAGGUGAAGUAAUCCCAGAAAACUCUGUAUGUCAUCAGCAUCAUCAGGUUUCUGUCAUCAUUCCUAUUGUUUUCAUUUUUCUCAAGACUUACACUGUACUAGGGAAUUUUGUUGCAUUUUUUUUUCUCCCUGAAGGGACUUAUGUCCUGGUGUGUGCUAGUAAACUGACAAUCCUACCCAAUAUACAUUGUAUCCAUGUAGUUGACUUUCCUCUGCCAUUUAUAAAUAAGUCAUUCCAGCUUAAACAUUCCAACAAAAAGUAAUUCUUUAUAGAACUAUAUCUAUUUUCCUAUUUAGAAAAGACCAAAACAUGUUAACAUUUAUUAAAACAAAGUAAUUUUGUAUAUUUUUCAUACUUGUGCAAAUGCUUGAGGUUUGUAAAUUAUGUAUUUUUUUACCAAAAAAAAGUUAUUGGAAGUGCAUCCUAAUUUGGAACACUGUAUGAUUUCUUCUUUUGAACCCUCUAUAAUGAUUUCUUUGUUCCAAUUCCUUGGCACUUAUCCACUUAUGCAAGAUUGAAGUUUAGUCUAAAGAUGCCUUUUUUUUCUUCUUCUGUGAAUAUCUUUUUUGAGUGAAGUCUUUCUCCCUCUUUUGUCGUAGUCAAGUAUCCUUGUAUUGGCUGUGAAGAUUCUCAGUUAUUUGCUUUCUGUCAUUAUUUUCUUGUCUUCUAGUUCUUUGUGGUUCUGCUGCACUUACACCUUCAGUUGUGAGACACAAAAUAAGCUUUAAUAGCAUCAGUGCAGUGAUCUGAAAGACUAUCUGUAUUUUGUUGUGACCAAGGUCCAGGGGCCAGUUCCACAAUACAUUUUUAAUUUUAAACACUCUUAGUCCUUAUAUCUAUUUAGAUAAUCAGUUUUAUUUUUAACAAAUGCAACUUAGUUUUAAAUAAGAUAAAACUAAUUAUCCCAGAUGUUUGUUCCCGUCAACAUGAUCUUUUGUACGCACUUAUGAAAAGCAUUUCAAUGGGAGGAGAGAGAUUUGUCAAAAUUCUAUUUUUAAAUUUACUUUUUUGGAGCAGUUUUAAUUUUUGAAACAUGUUGUGCAACUAGCCCCUACAAAACAAUGAUGGUUAAUAGGUAGUUAAUGUGUAGAAGCUAAAAUGAUCAAAUUUAGUUUAUUGCUUUUAGAAAACAAUCCAGCUGGCAUCUUGUGCACAUAAAGUUCACAGACAGUGUUGUAAACUGAAAAGACUACAGAACUUGGUAGGCAGUAGGAAAAAUUUCUCUUUUCUUAUUUACAUAUUAUGAAUAACUUUCAUUCCAUUGAAUUUUGUUUUAUGUUUGAUGUUAUAAAUUACAGUGAAAUAAAAGAAUGAUAUGAUGAUAAUUAAAGAGAGAAUAACAAGCUGUGCUGAUUUAUAUCAAUGUUUCAAAGGAGUAGAACAAAGUAGCAUUUGUCUUCAUACAUAAUGUCUACAUACAUAAUCAUACAUAAUAGUCUUUUUUUCUGUCAGAGCUUGAUUUCUCAUUUUAACAGCUAUUUUAUCAUAAAUGUCAUUUUAAAGCAUGCUUAAUCAAAAAUAAUUUACAUUAAUUAGGUCUUAAUAAUUUAUAUCUUUUUAUCAACUUUCAUUACUGUGGUGAUGGUAAAGGUGAUGGUCGUAACAUGGAGUGUGUAGGGUUGGGGAAGAAAGAAAGGUUGUGAAUGUGUCCAUUUGCCCAUCCUAUAUGCACAUGCAAUUUUGGUAUGGAGUGGAGUAGGUAGGGUGUUUGAUGAGUAUUUGAAUCAAGAAGACAAAGAUCAUGCUUCAUUAAUCGCAUCUUAACUGCUGUACUUGUCAAUGAGCAUCUACAGCAUUUGUAAACCUCCAGAUAUUACACUGUAGUUGGGAACAGCUUGUCUUAUCUAUCUGUAUCCUUGCCAGCUGAUAAUCUUAAAUAUAAAAUUAAAAAAUGGAAGUCCA